UCUAUUUUUCGUUUUUUUAACUCACUCCAUUUUACACACGCACACUCUCUCUAAGCUAUGGCGACGCUGAAAGAGAUCUUAACCCGGAGGCCGGUGGCGGCGACGAUCAGGCUCACCGUCCCAGCUGGAGGAGCUCGGCCAGCUCCGCCAGUUGGACCGGCGCUGGGUCAGUACAGGCUUAACCUAAUGGCUUUUUGCAAAGACUUCAAUGCUCGGACUCAGAAAUACAAGCCGGAUACGCCCAUGGCCGUGACCAUCACUGCUUUCAAAGAUAACACCUUCGAGUUCACCGUGAAGUCUCCGUCGGUCACUUGGUACCUCAAGAAGGCCGCCGGCAUUGAGUCCGGCAGCAGCCGACCCGGCCACGACAUCGUCUCAACCCUAACCCUAAAACACAUUUACGAGAUAGCCAAGGUAAAGCAAUCCGAUCCCUAUUGCCAGUACAUGUCUCUGGAGUCUAUUUCCAAGUCCAUUAUUGGCACUGCUAACACUAUGGGGAUCAAGGUUCAGAAGGACUUGGAUUGAUCAAAUUUUCUAGAAGUGUUCGUUUUUCAAUCGAAUGUUAUCUUUUUAUUUUAAUCUUGAAAUGGUUCUGUAGCAUCAGAGAACAUGUUUGUUUGUUGUGAUCUCAAAGAACAUGAUUUGCAUAUAUAUUUGUUGUUUCUUGAUGAAAA
Messenger RNA from Cornus florida, 674 nucleotides. RefSeq names its product large ribosomal subunit protein uL11m-like. The transcript has a single exon. The record is from RefSeq and is a predicted model, not a curated record. NCBI's taxonomy places the organism in Eukaryota, Viridiplantae, Streptophyta, Magnoliopsida, Cornales, Cornaceae. Gene Ontology annotation, molecular function: large ribosomal subunit rRNA binding; structural constituent of ribosome. Gene Ontology annotation, cellular component: ribosome; large ribosomal subunit. Bases 58 to 525 code for a protein of 155 amino acids. Gene Ontology annotation, biological process: translation.